Messenger RNA from Megalopta genalis, 3039 nucleotides. RefSeq lists its product as uncharacterized. The record is from RefSeq and is a predicted model, not a curated record. NCBI's taxonomy places the organism in Eukaryota, Metazoa, Arthropoda, Insecta, Hymenoptera, Halictidae.
CCUCUAACCCAACGUCACAUCGAUUACACUCUCAAUAUAAUCACCUGCAACCGAACAAAACCUAUCGUUAUAACAACGCAGUUAAUUUUAAAACAUUCGGAAUACUUAACGUCUCGCCACCAACAUCGGAAACCACGAUUAUCCUUCCUGUUCAUCGACUACAGUGAUACUCGUAUGUUCCAUGGUGUAGAAACAAAUUUCACUGUUCACCGGAGUCGUACAGCAGUUGUUGUCGCCGGAUGUUUAGCUGACGAAAAGGAAGUCAAUGGACCAUUCAACGAAGCUGAAUAUAAAUUCGAAGGAGCACAAGGAGGACGACGAUGUGAGCGUGAUCGCAGUAAUAGGAAAAGAAAAUGACAGAUCCUCGAUGCACAGGCAAUCUGAGAAAUGGACGAAAGACCGGAUGCAGAACGAUCGACGAAUGAUCGAGCUCGGUAAUGAAUCGAAAAUGACGCUCCGAAAACGAUCGGAGUCAGAAGCGUUGUCCACGGAGAUCGGUGAGUCGCCAACCGAUUACAAAAGAAUCGAGAUCCUGCAGAAACUGCCUCCAGGAAUGAUUAUGUUUAAACAACAGAGAAAAUACAAGGAUGAUAGCGAUUAUGUGAAAGAUUCUACGGAAACCAGCAGCGGCGGAUCCACUUCCGGUGCGCCCGCGAAAGUUAGGCGGAUUCAUCGGACGACAAGAAGGGCACGUGGCACAAGGGAAAUUCGUAGGAAUCCGAUACGUGUAACGAAGAAGGAUCUAGAUAAAGGAUACCCAAGACAAAGACAACAAUUGAUUUCAAUGAAGAAGAAGGAAACAUUCUUCAAUUUAGGAUCUACUAAACAGGGAAAGUCUUCCACGAUGCCAUACAUGAAUACACGGUCGGUCACACGAAAGAUGUACAAUGUAGGAGCAACUUAUCAAGCACCUACAGCAAGGGAUGAACUGGAGUGGAAAGAAUGGCCGGUGCAUGGUAUGCAUGAGAGACCAGUCUUUCAUCCUCAGGUAGGCCUGGCUGCAGAAUACUUGGGCCGUUACUAUACCAGUUUCGAUGGUCUCUCUUACCAUGAGAUAGUCGAUCGUCCUGAAAUAGAAGUAGUGUCUGUAGAUCCUCACUGUGAUUCCUUACCUUCUUCUGGUGAAAAAAAGCGGAAAAGGAGGUCCAAGAUGACUCAGAGCUCUUCGAACCUAAGAAAUGCAAGGACAUCUGUUUCAUCUAAGAAACUCAAAUCUUUCGAGAGUUGUAUGCACGAGAGUUUUCACUGUGUUCUGGGUUAUUGCUCGCAGGUGAUGACUCCCAAUUAUAAAACCAAUGUCGAGGGGAAAAUAAACAAGUUAAACGAGAACAAGUCACCUAACAUUACAAAAGAAUCGAAUAAGCAAUCGUCAACGAGGAAUAUCGUGGAAUCUACUAGCAAGUAUAAAUCAACUGCCGGUAAUAAAGAAAAGUUACAGAAAAUGAUAGAUGGGAACAAAAUAUCAAACAAUUAUUCUGCGAUUAUGAUGUCCCAGAAUGCUAAGAACUUUAAUCAAAUGGCGAAAACGCGGCUGUUUCCAGCACAGAAGGUUUAUGUUGCUAAUUCUCAGAAGUCCGUUACCUUUAGCAAUCAUAGAACUCUUCAAAGUGGACAGAUGAAGGUGCAGGAUAUGAUGCGGUCUUCUAGUCACCCACUGGUUUUGGUCAACACUUUAGAAGGAAAAGAUACUCAGUUUUUAAGACCAUUGCCUAACAACAUGAACCUCAUACAAUUAGAAGAUAAUGAGUCUUUAUUCGAUAUACCUUCAGUGCUUAAUAAUGCAAUUCCCACCGAGGAUUUGUCAGAGAAUUCAAAGAUGGUCCUGAAACAGAUUCCUAUGAAACGUGGGAACAAACCUGAAUUCACUUUCAGAAAAUAUCUCCUCGAGAAUUCGCAGCAAAGCAGAGCUCUAAUACCAAAAGAAACGAAUGCUAGCGAAAACAAGUCGUCCCUUGAAACCUCUACCAAAGAAGUCAAUGCCAAAAAAGUGUCUGAUGGCAAUAAGGUUUGGUGCGCCAGCGACACUUCGGAGAUAGCAAAAAUCUUGUCCGAAUACAAUAAGAGUAGCACUAAGAAGCCAGCGAUCGAGAACCAGGGAUUCUACGCCAAUUUGAAGAACAUUCGGAUGAAGGACGUGUCGAAUAAAGAGGAGAACGUUAAACGAAAUGCUCAGGAGAGCUCCAUGAUGAGAAAUAUGAAUAUAAAAUUCCCGGAAGGAAAGUGGCGGCGAUUUCAUUUGACGGUAGAGAAACUGAAGGAUAUGAAGAAUAAUUCGAACGAAAGGAAGACCUUGUCAGGUGUUCCAAAUAAACAGACAUUAUUUAAGAUUGCACCAACAGCAGAUCCGCCAACAACAAAUAAACACAAUGACAACUUGAAGUACUUAGAACUGUCCCAAAAGUCAAGUACCAUCAAUCUGGAGAAGAAAGAAAAUAAAAAUAAUUCUAUGAAUAUUAUGAUGAAUACAACAACGAUAAAGACUCAGUCUUUGCAAGAGCUGUUAGAAAAUACAGCGAUGCUGUAUUGCGCUGCCACUGGAACCCACCAGGACGACUUAGCUAACUAUAUCGAUAGUUUAGACGCCGCUCAGAGCAUAAAGUGGCUAGAAACGUGCAAGAAUUUGACAAUCUGAGCAAUUGUUUAACUUAAUAGUAAACGGGUUGAGAGGAGUUUUAUGGAAUUACAGCCAAUGAAGUACGUUACUUCGUCAAAAUCCUUCACAAUCCAAUAGCUCUAUCCAUUGAAUUCAAAGGACCGUUUCGAAUUUUAUGCACAUUCAUUUUUAAUCGUCGUACUUCAGAUAAGUUGAAAAAAUACGCAUAAACCUAAAUCCAUUUCUUUAUUUAAUAGGAUGUCGGAGCAGAAUCAUAGUACAAAUAUAUUCAAUCAAUAAUUUAAGUUGUUAAAAACACGGGUAGUUAUAUAUGAAAAUAGAGUUAAUAUAUUGAUUUCGUUUUAUUAGACAUUUAAUUACCGUCUUUAUUUAAUGUAUUCGAACGUUGAACUUGUUUAAAUAAGACAUAGAAAUAAUAUUAUAAU